This is a messenger RNA of Danaus chrysippus (African queen), 570 nucleotides long. The record is from the annotation of a GenBank genome assembly. NCBI's taxonomy places the organism in Eukaryota, Metazoa, Arthropoda, Insecta, Lepidoptera, Nymphalidae.
AUGGCUCUACUACCAUAUUUACUGGAUUAUGAAAUGAGACCUCGUCGAAUUCGUGAUCAGCUAUUUGGACUGGAUCUAGCCCACGAUGAUUUUCUCUCGGAUAUCCUGGACAGACCCUUAAGGAACUAUAUGCGUCCGUGGAGAAACCUUUCUAAUCUAGCACGGGACGUCGGAAGCACUAUUAAAACGGACAAAGAUAAGUUCCAAGUGAAUUUAGACGUGCAGCAUUUUGCACCUGAAGAAAUAUCUGUCAAGAUUACUGACAACUAUGUAGUGGUUGAAGGUCAACACGAGGAGAAGAAAGACGAGCACGGAUACAUCUCCAGACAGUUUAAACGAAGAUAUUUGAUACCAGAAGGAUGUAACGCUGAAGCUGUCGAGUCCAAGCUGUCUUCAGAUGGAGUUCUAACGAUCACCGCUCCUAAAUUACCUUCAGAUAAAGGUGAGAGGAUCAUACCCAUUUCACAAACUGGUCCUGUGAGGAGGAAAUUGACUGAUUCAGAGGACCCUCAGCCAAAUGGAGAAGCAGCUGAAGAGACCAAGACCCCGCAGAAGAAGAGAAGGCGAUAA